This is a messenger RNA of Drosophila novamexicana, 845 nucleotides long. RefSeq lists its product as uncharacterized. NCBI's taxonomy places the organism in Eukaryota, Metazoa, Arthropoda, Insecta, Diptera, Drosophilidae. The record is from RefSeq and is a predicted model, not a curated record. The transcript is spliced from 2 exons. The coding region runs from base 101 to 703 and encodes 200 amino acids.
CACCCAACUAUAUGUUAAUUGUACGCUAUUCGACAUUCAUUCAAUAUCAAUUAGCAAAACUUGGAUUAUAAUUUUGGCUGGCUAAUGGACUUAUAAAAGCAUGCAAAUGAUUUGGCAGCCAAGCGAAUCCGUGAUGGAUGUUCCUAAAUCAGAUGUCGAGAUGCGUGCGACGUGGCUGCGAGUGCUCCAAAUGCUGCUCGGACUGUGGCUGACGCUGGCGGAUGCGCGUCUGCUCAAGUUCACGAAUGUCAAGUGCCUGGAGCUGCCGACAAAUGCGGGCUUCAGCAGGUACGAGUACUGCCGCCUGAAGGUGGUGCGGCGCAAUCAGGUGGAGCUCUCGCUGAAGGUCAGCCUGCUGGAGCUGCCCAUUACGAACCUGACCACCAGGCUGCAGUGCUUCCAGCGCAGCGACGGCUAUCGUCCGUUCGUCUACAAUAUACUCUUCGACUUCUGCAAGCUGAUGGCCGCACGCAAGUACCGCAUCUCCUUCGAGAGAUUCAUCUUCGAUGCCGUGCGCCAGCACAGCAACUUUAAUCAAUCGUGUCCCUGGCGGGAGAAUCACAUGACCGUGGAGCGUUACGCCCUGGACUUCACCAAGGUGAACAUGCCCGUGCCGGCGGGCGUCUAUCGGCUGGACUUUACCUUCUACGCCUACGGCAUAGCGCGCACCUUGACGCAGGUCUUCUUCGAGAAACUCGAAUAGGGUUCCGCCCAUAGCCGUAGAAUAGGUUAUGGCCAGCGUAUUACGUAUUCCGCACACGCCCCACAAAAUGGCGAUGUUCGAUUCAAUUCAAUGCAGAAGUUAAUUUCAUCUGAAUUCAUCUGUUUUUUAGCUUUUUAUUUUU